CCCCCAGUGGCCCCCUCUAGGGACCGGAGAGUGGAGAAGUUCAUUAGAGAUGAGAUAGCUAGACACCACUUGUGAGCCACUUGGCAUUUGAGAGCUGUCUGCAGCUUUAGGAGACCAGUCGCACUCUUUAGUAGCUGUGAGGGAGAAUGGAGUCCACGGGUCAUUCUGGGAGUGACUAACCCAUUCUUCACUAAGACGCUGGACCACUGGCCUCACGUCAUCAAACUUGGAGAAAUCUCAUCCAGCAAUCCUGGGACAGAGGAGAGCAGACCUCAUCAGAGAAGCAGGUCACCAGGUGACCUCUCUGACACCAGACCAGGGGUGUUCAGCAGGUACAAGCCCUUCUUGCAGAAAGACAAGACCUUUGCCAAACUGGUCAUCUCAAACAAGACUCCACCAGGCAAAAGGCCAAUGGAGGUUCAGAAUGUGAUGGUCAAGAAACAUGCUCUGGAAUUGACUACCAGUUUUAUCAUACCUCUGGAGAGGUAUCUGGCUAGUCUAAUGCCACUGAAGAGAGAUGUCUCCCCAUGGAGGCCACCACCUCAGCUGAAACCGUUUGAUAGUGAGUUAUUUCUGAAGGGAAUGGAAGGAGCUGGACCUCACCUCACUUCUGGGGUCAAGGGAAACUGGACUGGUCUCUACCAGAGAUUCCUGAGUUCUCCCAACUUCAUCUCAUGGUUCUCAGUGAGGAAAGAGGAGGCCAACCAGAAACUGAGACUCAUCCACUUGGACCAGCUCUGCAAGGCUGACAUAGGGUUCUGGAUGAGGGACAAACAAGAGGUAGAGAUUGUGGAUUUCUUACUUCAGGUCAAAGAAUGCCUGUCAAGGGCCACCCGGCAGUAUCCCUCAGUGUCAGCUCAGACAGUCCACACUCUCCAGUCACAGAUCAGAACUAUCAUUUCCUCUCUACCUGAGGACCUGCAGUCCUGUCUUAAAUCCUCUUUCUCUUCUCCCUAAAAGUUUCACAAAUGCUGGUUGAACCUAAUUAUUUUGCCUUGGUUAGAUCAUCGCUAACUGACU
Molecule: messenger RNA, 1020 nt
Organism: Geodia barretti
Lineage: Eukaryota; Metazoa; Porifera; Demospongiae; Tetractinellida; Geodiidae
Source: the annotation of a GenBank genome assembly